CAUGGAUGGGUCAGUCCUGGUGUCUGGGGCGUAUGAUAGAACAGUGGCUGUGUGGAACAUGGAGACCCUCUGCAAGACCCUGGAGUUGAAGGGACAUGCAGAUUGGGUGACAGAUGUGGCAAUCAGUGCUGACAAAAAAUGGGUGGCCUCAGCUUCCAAGGACACCACUGUCAGGUUGUGGAAUAUAGAGCACUCUGAGGAGAUACCUGCCGUUAUUGAGACCAGGAAGGCUCAGGGAAUGGGCUAUCAUAUCCUCCAGUGUGAGGAGUGUGGAAAGGCUUUCUCCAUUUCCCGACUGGAGAACUCCGACUUGGUCACAAAGUGUGUGUUCUGCCGAUUGAAGACAGAAACCAGAUCCCAUCUUCAACCUCCUCCUCUGUCGUCUAGUGUUCUGCCGAUUGAAGACAGAAACCAGAUCCCAUCUUCAACCUCCUCCUCUGUUGUCUAGCGUUCUGCCGAUUGAAGACAGAAACCAGAUCCCAUCUUCAACCUCCUCCUCUGUUGUCUAGUGUUCUGCCGAUUGAAGACAGAAACCAGAUCCCAUCUUCAACCUCCUCCUCUGUUGUCUAGUGUUCUGCCGAUUGAAGACAGAAACCAGAUCCCAUCUUCAACCUCCUCCUCUGUUGUCUAGUGUUCUGCCGAUUGAAGACAGAAACCAGAUCCCAUCUUCAACCUCCUGCUCUGUUGUCUAGGAAUUGAAUGUAUUAUUUUAUAAUGCUUGUAUGUUACUGUAUAUAACUAAGUCCUGUGUUUAUGGAGUAUUAUAUCCUGUUAAAACUGUAUUUGUUGAUUGAUUUUGUCAGACAAUAACUAAAGUAUCACUGCAUCGCAGUGCUAGCUAUGCCACUAGACAUUCUGGGUUCGAGUCCAGGCUGUAGCAGCCGGCCGGGAGACCCAUGGGGCGGCACA
Molecule: messenger RNA, 909 nt
Organism: Salvelinus namaycush (lake trout)
Lineage: Eukaryota; Metazoa; Chordata; Actinopteri; Salmoniformes; Salmonidae
Product: WD repeat-containing protein 88-like
Exons: 5
Coding region: 2-448 (148 amino acids)
Molecular function (GO): protein binding
Source: RefSeq, a predicted model, not a curated record